AUGGGUUUGAUUUUUGUUUUAUGGUUUGAUUUUUGUGUUAUGGUUGCAUUGGUCUUGUGGAUAAUUUCUUACAUUGGUAGUUUCUUCAACUUCCUUACUUUGGUCUAUAUUGGGGUUCUUCUUAGUCUGUCGAUCCCUGUGCUUUAUGAGAAGUACCAGGAUCAAAUUGACAAGAAGCUGAUUGUAGCUCAUAAGAUCAUUCAAACGCAGUUCAGGAAAAUUUAUGAUAAUAUCCUGAGAAAACUUCCACUACCUCUUAACAAGGAAACGAAAACUCAAUAGGCCAAGUGUAACUCCCCCCUCUCCCUCUCUGUUUGUGUGUAUACACUGUACACAGCAUGCAUGCUUGAUAAAAAUGCCCUUUUUAAUCCCUGUGCAUGCAAAUGACAAUGUUUUCAAUCUUGUUUUUAACCAUGUUUAAUUUAUAUUUUAUUAUCACAAUUAAUAAUUGCACUUCUUUAAACAAUUUAUGUAUAAGUACUGGUAGUGAAGUUGUACUUCCAAUAGAUUUAUCUAGAGUGACUGAAGUUUCAAUGGGCAAUUUUGCUAGUUAAUUGAGAGUUGGUAUCACGAGUACUACAGAAAAUUUGUCAACUUUUUUUGCUUUUUUGUUUUUUCCUUUUGGAUUUACGGUCAAAAUUUUUUUCCUUAUGCUUUAUCUCAGUUCAAGUUUUUUUACUGUUCUACAAUUUUGAUAUUUUUUUAUGUUGGUUUGUUUUCCUUAGAUGAUUUUGGGUUAUUUUGUGUUAACAUGAAUCAGAGUUGUUUAUGUUGAAAUAGAUUCUCUGCAUAUUAAACCAUGAAUAUCCAUCUACUUGUUUGCCUCUUGCCCCUUUAAAGAGAUGCUUCCUGCCUGCUUCAUUUGAGGCAUUGUUAUCUAGAAACAUCUUUGUGUUGAUGCUUCUUUUCUAAGACAUAAAGUUGCAAGUGUAAUUUAGUUUGUUAUAUGUUUACAUGUAUAUAUGUCCACAUGUUUAUGUGCUUAAUUGGUAUUCUCACUCUCGCAUUGAGUUAAUAGACGUAGAUAUUUUGAACAGAUUGAACUGCCAAAUCCAACUUUCUGCUGCAUGUGAUGAUGCUUGAGCUAUAAGUAAAAUUUCUGUUUUUUGGGAUUGCUAUAUACUGAGGUGGUUAUAAGAAAAGAUAGAAGUGAAAAUACAUUCAGUGCAAGUUACAAAUGGUACCAAUGAAAGAGAAGAUACAAGAAAAUAGAUUGAGGUACGAGGAACAUGCCGAAUAAUUCAAGGCUACGAGGAACCCUUGAAAUAGAUUAAUAUGCAUGGCAAAUAAUACUUAAAGAACUAUUUACUUGUGAUUACCUUGUAGAAUAAAAUUAAAAAGAGUUUUGAUUAUGUCAAUUUGUAGUGAGCAAUACUAUCAAGAUAAUCAAAGAAAUAGUUAUCUAUUCGAUGCAAUAAAAUUUGUAUUUGGACGAUCAAAAAAAUUCAUCAAACUUUAGACCUUAUUGUCUUUUUAGUAUGAAAUUUUUAAGAGUAACAAUUUUAAUAAAAGGAAAAAUAUCAUCUGCAACUUCCUACCUUACAAAAUAGGGAAAUAGGGAAAAAAUCAUAUGCAGCUUUAGUAAUGAGUAUAUGUUUGGUUAUUUAUGUUGAAGACAUCAUAAAUAAGUGGAGAUAUUUGGUCAAUUAUUUGCUCAUGUCUUGUAUCAUUCUUCUCAUAAAUUUUGCCAAAUAUAGUGCAAAAGUCUCAUCUACCACUUGAAAAACAAUACAAGGAGAUUGAUGCUCCAUUAUUAAAACAAAAAUGAUAUUAAAAGCAAAAUUGAUGAAAUAAUGUUAUUUUUAUAAUAUUCACUAAAGUGAUAGACAUUUUAAUUUUUAUUAAAUAAUAUAAAUAAGUUACAUCAUUAUGUGUGAAUUUUUUUUAUAAAUUUUGUUGGUAGUUUCUUUAUAAUCCUACUUCACCCAAAUUGUCAUAUUUUAUGGCCAUCCUCAAAAGUCCUAGUUAAUCUUUGCUUGACUUGUAGGGUUCAAAAGAUGGACAAGAGUUGGAUGAUGAUAAUUGAUAGGUUGAAAAGUAAAGAGUACCAACAAGGUGUUAAGUCAUUUAUUGACUUUGCUACGAAGGAUUUAGGCCCACACGAUGACAUUCGUUGUCCGUGUGUCGAUUGCUGGAAUGGCACAAAACAUAGUCGACAAGUUGUAUGGCUGCACUUGAUUCGAAGAGGAAUCGCGUGUUCUUAUAGAACUUGGGUGCACCACGGGGAACAUGUUCCAUUGCGUCAUGCCUAGUGUGUCGAAUGAUGCUGGUGAAAGAGAUGGAGCUGCAAUUUUUGACAUUGACGAUAAUUUGGGUGUCGCCUAUUAUAUUGGAAGAGAUUUACAUGAGUGGCUUCAGGGAUGAUCAUAUCGACGAAGAACCUAAUAGCUAGGAGAGAGAAAAUUUAGUAAAGUUCAUUAGGUUGUUUGAUGAUGCUUGGCACAAAGUGUACCCAGAGUGUGAAGUUUUCCGUGUUGUCUUUCGUUAUUAGGAUGCUUCAUAUCAAGGUGUACAACAAAUGGAGCAACAAAUCUUUCGAUAUGGUUAUGCAAGUUUUCAAAGACAUUCUCCCAAAGUGUGAUGAAACUGUACCAUGGACCCUUUAUAAAUCGAAAAAGUUCUUACGUGAAUUGGGUUUGGGAUAUGAGGCCAUUCAUGCAUGCAAGAAUGAUUGUAUUUUGUUUUGGAAAGACAACGCAAAACUGGAUAAUUGCCCUACAUGUAAGGAGUCUAGAUAUAAGUUCAACAAUGCGAGUGGUAAAAAGAUUCCUCACAAAAUAUUGAGGUACUUUCCUUUGACACCGAGAUUAAAGAGAUUGUACAUGUUGAAAAAAAUCACCGCAGAUAUGAGAUGGCACAAAGAGAAGCGUGUGGAUGAUGAAAUGUUAAGGCAUCCAGCUGAUGGUCAGGCAUGGAAAGACUUUGAUAUGCUCCUAUGUUUUCUGUGGAACCCCAGCAUGUAGGGUUAGGGCUUGCCACGGAUGGUUUCAAUCCGUUUGAAAAUAUGAGCACAUCGUAUAGCAUGUGGCCUGUACACUUAAUGCCUUACAAUCUUUCCCUGUGAAAGUGUAUGAAAGAGCCAUUUUUGAUAAUGUCAAUGCUUAUUCCUGGUCCAUCCGCCCUGGAAGAGACAUCGAUGUUUAAUUGCAACCAUUAGUGGAGGAAUUAAUGAAUUUAUGGAAGCAUGGUGUGCAAAGAUAUGAUGCCUCAAAUGGACAAAUUUUUAAAAUGCAUGCAGUAGUCAUGUGGACCAUCAAUGACUUCCCCGCAUAUGGUACCAUGUCUAGUUGGGCUACAAAAGAUUACUUGGUUUGCCCUAAUUGUAACAUGGAUGCAUCACCUCAGCGUCUGCGAAGUAAGAUAGGAUAUAUGGGUUCCCGCCGCCACUUGCCUGAGAACCAUAUUUGGCGAAGAAGUAAGCUCUUCAAUGGUCAAAAUGAGCAUCGGUCCAAACCUAUGGAGUUAUCGGGAGAACAAAUACUGCAGCAAAUUGAUGGCAAGCAUCCAAACAAUUGAAAAAGACAACGGUUAGAAAAUCCACCUUCCAAUUGGACAAAAAGAAGCAUUAUGUUCGACAUAUCCUAUUGAAAAACGCUAAAGCUUCGACACAACUUUGAUGUCAUGCACAUAGAGAAAAAUAUAUGUGAAAAUUUGGUUGGGACACUACUGAGCAUUGAUGGCAAGAACAAGGACACGGAUAAAGCAUGCUUGGAUCUGGAAGACAUGCGGAUGCGAAAGGAGUUACACUUGAAGAGGCGUUCCAAUGGCUCAUUCGAGAAGCCUCCGGCAUCGUACACACUGUCCCCGGUAGAGAGACAAGGUUUCUGUGAUUUCUUGAAAUCAAUUAAGUACACUGAUGGCUAUGCAGCAAAUAUAUCCAACUGUGUCACCACUCAUGGUGGAAAAUUAGCUAGUCUCAAAACUGAUGACUGUCAUGUCCUUCUACAACGACUACUUCCAAUUGGGAUGCGUGGAUACCUUUCCAAGGAGAUUGGGACCACACUUUUUGAGUUGGGAAAUUUUUUCAAACAGUUGUGCUUAAAGACAUUGAGGGUGACUGAUUUGGAGAAAAUGGAGGAACAAAUCAUACUUAUACUUUGUAAGCUUGAGAAGAUUUUUCCUCCUGCGUUUUUUGAUGUCAUGGUCCACUUGGCAAUUCAUUUGCCUCACGAGGCUAUGCUUGGAGGGCCUGUACAAUAUCGAUAGAUGUAUCCCAAUGAGAGGUAAUACCACGAGUUCCCGAACAUCCUUAUUUACAUAUAGUAGAUAAUGUAAACAUUAACAUUCAAAUCAUAUUGCCACGUAGGAUGCUCGGACUUAUUUGUUCGCAAUAAAGCUCGGUCAGAAGGUUCCAUUGCGGAGGCUUACAUUUCAAAAGAGUGUACAACGCUCUGUUCAAUGUAUUUAGGCGGCGUUGAAACGGUGUUUAAUCGAGAAGAACAGAACUAUAACGGGGGUGACAAUGGCCCGGGGUUGGCGGUUUUCACUCAAAAUGUUCGUCCAUUUGGUCUACUAACAAGGGAAACUAAUGUGUCUAUAGCCGACCGUGAAAGGGCUCACUGGUUUGUCCUACACAACAACUAAAAAGUGGAAGAAUAUCUAGAGCACAUGUCAAACCUGUGACGUACUAUAUGUGACCUAUAUGCUUUUUUUUAGUAAUCAUUCUUCAAAUUACUUAUGAAUUACAUUGUCCUACGUAGGGAACACAAGAUGUUGCAACAACAACAUGGAACUGCAUGCGAUAUUGCCAAGAUACAAUGCAAAGAAUUUCCUAAAUGGUUCAAAUAUCGCGUAUGCUAAAAUUCCUUAUAGUGUAGUUUACACAUCAAGUUAAGUUAUGUCAAAAAUAACAUGAAAGUUUUUUUUAAUGUAGAUGAACCAAUUGCGGCACAA
Messenger RNA from Camellia sinensis, 4893 nucleotides. NCBI's taxonomy places the organism in Eukaryota, Viridiplantae, Streptophyta, Magnoliopsida, Ericales, Theaceae. The record is from RefSeq and is a predicted model, not a curated record.